AUGAGUCAGAGGAAGCUGACACGACAGCUGAGGUUGUGGGAGAGUCCUGAGGGUCUACCUCACCAUGCCCCCUCCCUCACCUCACCUUUGUCACCAGACGAUCAAUCACGCGGACACGGGGGCUCAUCUCUGUUUCGACGCUUGAAGCUGAACCGCAGCAUCCAGUUCAGACGCAUGCCCAACUUUCUGUGCAGGGUUAUCGUCUUACUGUUUAUGACCACGGAGAGACAAACACAGAGCAACACAGAAACAGGAAAUGUAACAAAUGUAAACCUCCUGUCUUCCUUCCUUUACUCCUUCAGCUUUGAUGCAGAGAAUGGUCCCUCACCAGGCCGCAGUCCCAUGGACUCGCAGGCGAGUCCUGGGUUGGUGCUCCACCCUUCGUUUCCUCAGAGCCAGCGCCGGGAGUCCUUCCUGUAUCGCUCCGACUCGGACUACGACACAUCCCCUAAAACCAUGUCGCGCAACUCCUCCAUCAACAGUGAGGGGCACGCCGAAGACAUGAUCGUCACCCCUUUUGCUCAGGUGUUGGCCAGCCUACGAACUGUAAGAAGCAACUUCACCAUCCUCGCCAAUGUCACAACACCCACUAACAAGAGGUCACCAGUGACCAGUCAACCCACUGUCCCCCAAGCUACACUCUCUGAGGAGACAUACCAGCAGAUGGCUCGGGAGACUCUGGAGGAGCUGGAUUGGUGUUUGGACCAGUUGGAGACCAUUCAGACGCACCGCUCCGUCAGUGAGAUGGCCUCCAACAAGUUCAAGAGGAUGUUGAACAGGGAGCUGUCCCAUUUGUCAGAGAUGAGUCGCUCAGGGAACCAAGUGUCAGAAUACAUCUCUACUACCUUCCUAGAGAAGCAGAACGAAGUGGAGAUUCCAUCGCCGACUCUGAGGGAGAGGGAGAAGCCCAUGUGUCACAUCAGCGGCGUGAAGAAGCUCACGCACAGUUCCAGCCUUUCCAACUCCACCUUGCCUCGAUUCGGCGUGAAGACGGAACACGAGGAAGCUUUAGCCAGGGAGCUGAACGACUUGAACAAGUGGGGCCUUAAUAUUUUUCAUGUGGCAGAGUUCUCUAACAAUCGGCCCCUCAGCUGCAUCAUGUUCGCCAUCUUCCAGGAAAGAGAUCUGCUAAAGACCUUUAGGAUCCCUGUGGAUACUUUUGUCACCUAUGUGAUGACCCUGGAGGACCACUAUCACGCCAACGUCGCCUACCACAACAGUCUUCAUGCUGCUGAUGUCACCCAGUCCACCCAUGUCCUGCUGUCCACACCAGCUCUAGAUGCUGUAUUCACUGAUCUGGAGAUAUUAGCAGCAUUGUUUGCUGCUGCCAUUCAUGAUGUAGACCAUCCAGGAGUGUCCAACCAAUUCCUCAUAAAUACCAACUCCGAGUUAGCCCUGAUGUAUAACGAUGAGUCUGUGUUGGAGAACCAUCACCUGGCUGUGGGCUUCAAGCUGCUUCACGAGGAGAACUGUGACAUCUUCCAGAACCUCAGCAAGCGGCAGAAACAGAGCCUAAGGAAACUCGUCAUUGACAUGGUUCUGGCUACAGAUAUGUCCAAACACAUGAGUUUGUUGGCUGACCUCAAAACUAUGGUGGAAACCAAGAAAGUCACGAGUUCUGGAGUGCUGAUGCUCGACCAUUACACCGAUCGAAUACAGGUGUUGAGAAACAUGGUGCACUGUGCCGACCUGAGCAAUCCAACCAAACCUCUGCUGGUGUAUCGCCAGUGGACGGAGAGGAUCAUGGAGGAGUUCUUCAGGCAGGGAGACAAGGAGAGGGAGCGAGGGAUGGAGAUCAGUCCUAUGUGUGACAAGCACACUGCGUCUGUGGAAAAAAGUCAGGUGGGCUUCAUUGACUACAUUGUUCACCCUCUUUGGGAGACAUGGGGGGACCUCGUGCACCCCGACGCCCAGGAGAUCCUCGACACCUUGGAGGACAACAGGGACUGGUACCAGAGCACCAUACCACAAAGCCCAUCCCCACCUCCUGUGUGCCAGGACAAGGAGCUAAAUGCGUGCAGGGACAAGUUUCAGUUCGAGCUCACCCUGGAAGACAGCUCUCAGACAGAACAGGUGCACGAGGAGGACAAAAACACAACGAACCACGUGGCGCAGGACUGCAGUCACAUGGAGGACAAAAGUGAGGACAAGGAGGACAUAAUGGCAGAAGAGAACGAGGACAUAAUAGAAGAAGAAGAUGAGGUGCCAAUGGAGGAGGAGGAAUUAGAAGAAGAGCAGAAAACUCAGAUGGGCAAGGGGCCUGAGAAGGAAAUACUUUUUGACACAAGUCCUGUAGAAGAAGAGGAAGAUUCUUCUUCUCAAGCUGAAGAUACAUGAGUUCUGCUCUUGUAUCGACAUAGCUCUGAAACUUGCACACAUUCUCUUGUUUAUUCUUUCAAUGGCCAAACCAAGAACAAAUAGAACUGCAACGACAAUACAGACCUUUAAAUAUAUUUUUCACAAAGGGAAUAAACUAAAACCUGCUUAAAGAGAAGCUAAUUACACAGCAACUGUAGAUUUGGAGUGGUGAGUCCUUCGACUGAUGUCACAGUGGACUAACAGGAAUUUAGGAGAGCGUUAUUGCUGGGGGAAUGAUGAGCGCGUAGCACUCUGGAGACUUGAAUGCACAUAGAUAAACACACACGAAAUCACACACUAAAACACAAGCAAGAAGGAAGUCAUGUGGAAAACACCAAUGCAAUGCGACGUGCAUGCAGCUGUCAUGCAGUUUAUAUCCUGUUUAUUUUUGGAGAUGCACACACACAAAUAUUUGCACAGAUACACACACAUUC
Molecule: messenger RNA, 2792 nt
Organism: Nematolebias whitei (Rio pearlfish)
Lineage: Eukaryota; Metazoa; Chordata; Actinopteri; Cyprinodontiformes; Rivulidae
Gene: pde4a
Product: phosphodiesterase 4A, cAMP-specific
Exons: 15
Coding region: 1-2337 (778 amino acids)
Biological process (GO): signal transduction
Cellular component (GO): perinuclear region of cytoplasm; cytosol; nucleus
Molecular function (GO): 3',5'-cyclic-AMP phosphodiesterase activity
Source: RefSeq, a predicted model, not a curated record